AUGACAGAUUUUAAGAAUCUAAUCGACCAAAAAGUUUCUCAAACAUUUUAUAUAGUCUCCCAGCAAUCAAAAUACUCCCCUAAAAAAUCCUCCUUAAAAAGCCAUAGAAAAUCCAAAAUUCCUCCAAAUAUCCCAAAAUCUACUCUAACUCCUAAAUCUAAUCAAGACCAAUCUAUAAUAUCUCAAUUUUUAUCAUCUAAAAGAGAAAAAUCAAAGCCUAGGCACAGCACAUCUAUGAUAUCUCAAAGACACGAAGAUAACGACCCAUACAAAGCUCAUAAAAAGUUAGCUUUAGCCCAACAUCCAUUAUUAGUUGAAUGCAUUAAAGGCUGAUGAAACGUUAUGGACCCUCACGGUGAAAAUGAAGACCAAAGAGAGUCAGGCACUCGAGGCUUUAUCACAAAAGACCAAUAUGUAGACUUCAAUUUACGAGUCCAAAAAACAAUCCAAAAUGAAUUUUAUUAUGAAGAAGCCAAAGAAAUUGCUGAAGAAGACUGAAACAUUGACGCCGAAGAAUGGUAUCAAAUGGAAGCAAAAGCUGUAAAUUUUGACAAAUUUUUGGAUUUUUUGUGUGAAAUUGCUGAAAGCUGGAAUGAAAUUACUAGCAUUGAAGGGGUUUUGGUAAGUAUAAAUGCGAUUAUGCUGAAUAUUUCUUAUGGAGUGCAUCUGAAUACAUCAUUAUUUAAAGAACUAAAUUCAAUUGAAAAAUUACCUCACUCCCCCCCCCCCCCCUCCGUGAGCGAACAAAAAAAUUUUGUUCGCUCACGGAGGGGGGUUAAUUUUUUUUUUUUAAAAAAAAUUUAUAUAAAAAUUUUAUAAAAAAUAUUUUUUUCGAAAUUUAAAAAAAUCCUAAUUUGCAAAAAUUGGGAAGCAAAUAUUAAUUUAAUUUGCAAAAUUUUAUGUUUUAAAACGCAAUUUGUUUAAAAUUAAACAGAAUUAGCUCUAGAUUUCAUUAUACUAAUUAUCACUUAUAUAUCAAAAUUUUUUUCCAUUAAAAAUUUUUUCUAUUAAAAAAAUUUUUGUUUCACUCACGGGAGGGUGGGUUUUUGGUCAAAAAAUGGCGAUUUUUCUAAUGGUUUUGUUCGCUCACGGAGGGGGGGGGGGGGAGUCAGCAGUUUCAUGUAGAAAUAGACCAAAUUCAGCAGUCAAGUAAGCAGCAAAUCAGCUUGGAAUUUAUCAAAUGGUACCAAACUAAUUUUUUGGAGCCAGAAUCAAUAAGAAAAGAAGUGCAAGGGAGACUCAUGAAAAUUUUCCCUUAUGAAGCUAGAAUUAAUGAUAUUUGGAUAGAACAAGCUGGCUAUAACCAAACAGCAGUUUUAUUGCAGUGCACUACUAGACUAGAAAGCUUGUUAAACCAAAUCAAAAAGCAGCCAGUCCUGCAAUUUUUAGAAAAAUCAAAGCCAUUGCAAAAUAAGACUUCGACUUCUUUUAGAAGCACAAGAUAUCAGUCUUCCAAAGUGCCAACAUUGCCUAUUUUAACCCAAAACCCAGAAGAAGAGCCAACUGUGUAUUCAAAUCGAAUUUCUUUUACUAGAAAAGUAAAUUUAUCAUUACUUGGCCAAUCGAUAUCAGCAAGACCUCCUGGCACUGGCCAUAUAAGCCAAGAUACAGUCAAUCAAGAAACUUAUCCUAUGUCAAAUUCCCAAAAUUCCAAAAGAGAAGUAAAUAUUUCACUACCUAGCAGACUGCACACAAUAGGCAAUAACCCAGUUUCAGAAACCCCUGAGCUUACACAUGUCGGAACGAAUUCUCAAUUAUUUGGAGAUACUCCUUUAUCUAAUAGAUCUUCUAAAAGAAUCGUUUUUACUCGAAGCCGAUCUCUUUUAGAAGAACAAGCUAUAGAAGACUUAGAAUUUAAAAAAAUCACAAGGAAAUUUUCCCUUGACGAUUCAGCACUUUUCGAAGACUUUCCUGACCCAGAAUACUCACGAAAUAUCAAUUAUAAAAAAAGUGACGUCAAAUAUCACAAAAUCAACAAAAAAUGAAGGACAGGCAAAUAUUUCAGAGAAAAUUCUAUAACACCAGAAACCGGGCUUGGAAAUGUUAAUAAGAAAAGUCCAGAUUUGUUUAUACAAGAAAAGCGUAUGAUUGCACAGCAGAUAAUAAGCAGAAAUAAUUCUCCUGAUAAAGAAUGCCAAGCAGAGGAAAAACACAAUAUUUCUCAACAGGAAGAAGAAAAAUCGCAGGUAAUUGAAAAGAAAACAUAUGAAAGAUCAAUUAAAGAUGAAACUGAUAGAGAAGUUGGGUUUAAGGUAACUGUAAGAGUUUCACCUUCACAAAAAAGAAAUCAAUUUUCAGCUCCUGUAAGUGAGCCUAUAUCAAGACCUAGAGAGACAUAUAGAAGCAAUGGUGACAACUCAGUGAAAACGGCUCCAAUUAAUACGGGAAGAAUAACAAAUAGGACUACUUUAACUGCAAAAGUGAUCCCAGCAGAAUAUACAUUUGAGGAUUAUGCUCAUUUACUUCAGCAGCCAAAAAAACCUGAAAAAAUGGUAUUUUAUGACAAUUUAGAAUUUUUUUGUGCCUUGAAUAAAGCCAAACAUGAGUUUAAUAAAACUUACCAAAGCGAAUUUAUUAGGAAUUAUAAGAUGAAAAAUGAUGAUUAUAGGUCAAGAAGAGACGAAUUAGAAGGGGUUAUUACUGAUCAAGAUUGAAGAGAAUUCAUUCAAAGAUUGGAAAAUUUGCUGAAUUUGACGAAAAAAAGAAGAAGGAUGAGGAGAGCUAGGAGAAAAAGAAGAGGGAUGAACUUAAUUCUUCCGAAAUUCAUAAAUGGUACAAAGCAGCCAAAUCUUCAAAAAAAUCGGCUAUGGAAAAGCGUAUUUAUCAACGCCAAUUCUAAAAAUGCAGAUAUCUCCAAAAACAACAAUUAUUUAUACCAUAUUCACAAUCUCGGCGAAGGUAAAUUCACAUCUUUGCCGCCUCCUUUACAAAGAGUUGUGAAUGAAACCACCAAAAUACCUCGACCUCCUACCUCAGCCCGUCCCAAAAACCUCACUAAUAGGAAAUUUAGUCCAGCAAGAUAUAAAUCCCCAGAAAAUUUGUAA
This is a messenger RNA of Blepharisma stoltei, 3044 nucleotides long. NCBI's taxonomy places the organism in Eukaryota, Ciliophora, Heterotrichea, Heterotrichida, Blepharismidae. The record is from the annotation of a GenBank genome assembly.